CCGAAAGUACAAAAACUGGAACACAAACAUGUAUUAAUGUACAUGUAGGGACCAAAGUUCACAAGAUUAUGUUAGAUAUUGAAUUCAUCAUGGGUAACACGUUUGCAAAGGCUGCUGGUAUUGACUUUGGAAUCCAGUGGUCACUUUGGGCGCUUGCUUCACUAUUGCAGACGGAGAAGUUUUAUGACUUAGCAGGGUCCGGUACAUUCUUCUACCUUGCUUACCAAAGCUUGCAAUGGGGCAAAACAUUCUACACGAGACAGAAGGUCACUUCUGGUAUGGUGAUGGCGUGGGCGGCAAGGCUUGGAUUGUUCUUGUUCACUCGUGUACUGAAGGAAGGCAAGGAUAGUCGGUUUAACGGUGUCAGAGGAAACCCUGGUCGGUUCUGGGUAUACUGGACCAUUCAAGGUUUGUGGAUAUUUGUGACAUUGCUUCCGGUGCUGGUCCUGAACAACAAGAAAGAAGACAAGCCUCUGACCUACAGAGACUAUGCUGGCUGGGGCCUCUGGACGCUUGGUUUCCUGUUUGAGUCAAUAGCAGAUUACCAGAAGUCAGCAUUUAAAGCCAACCCAGACAAUGCGGGCAAAUUUAUUACCUCAGGGCUAUGGAGCACAUCGCGAUAUCCAAACUACUUCGGGGAAAUUUGCAUGUGGUCAGGUCUCUUUCUCACCUCAUCAUCUGCUAUGACAUCAGCAAAAGAGUAUGCCAGUGUGCUAUCGCCACUGUUUGUGACAUUUUUACUGCUUAAAGUCAGCGGUGUUCCGAUUCAAGAGAAGCAGCAAGCAAAACGAUGGGGAACAAAUCCAGACUUUAUCAAAUACGUCAAAAACACAGCGAAGUUGAUUCCAUUUAUCUGGUGAAUAAUCAUCUGAAAUACAUAUACUUAGAAGUAGUCUUAUAUUUUAUGUAUUAUGUGUUUCAAGGUGCUAUUUGAUUAUUAUUGUGUGUUUCUUUACAUUAAUUCUUUAAUCAGAUUUCAUAAUUAUUUGGUAGUGAAUAUCAUAUAAGUAUGUUACUAUCACAUAAGGUAUGGGAAAUAUGUAGUUUUGUAUUUGAUUUGAUAGUAUUAGAUUUGUAUAAUAAAAUUGAUGAAAAAAUGCCUGUAUACUUCAGAUUCCAUUUAGAGUGAACUUUCAACUUAUGAAAUAUAGUUAAGCAGCUGUCCACAUUUUUUUUAUGGUCUCACAGGAACACGUCUUUCAUAUUUUACAAAUAGGAAAAAUAUCUUCCCUAUAUUAUAAUAUUGUCACGUAUUAACAGUGUUGAUGUACAACUGCACUCAUGAUAUCUAAUAUGUGAAAUAAAUGACCAAAUCGUAAUAUUAUUAUAGUUUGCAUAUUGUCUCUUUUUUAUCAACUGAAAUCAGACAUAAACAACUAAUCUUGCAAUAUCUAAAGGCUGCAGUCAUUGAAGGCCAAAAAAAACAACUUGUUUGUUCCUUUUCUGCUGUUAAGACCCUUUCAAACGAGACCGAAAUGAUGUCACCGCUCACCAGGCAUAGGAAGAGCACAUAUUGUGGGUCAGAUACCUUAACAUGGUACAUCCCAAAAAAUAUGGUUAUCUACAAUUAUAUAAAACUUUCAUAAUUUGUUACACAUUAUAUUCUGGCUAGUAGACUCAUUAAAACGAGUUC
Molecule: messenger RNA, 1633 nt
Organism: Mya arenaria
Lineage: Eukaryota; Metazoa; Mollusca; Bivalvia; Myida; Myidae
Exons: 5
Coding region: 69-860 (263 amino acids)
Biological process (GO): lipid metabolic process
Cellular component (GO): membrane
Molecular function (GO): oxidoreductase activity, acting on the CH-CH group of donors
Source: RefSeq, a predicted model, not a curated record